Messenger RNA from Nerophis ophidion (straightnose pipefish), 997 nucleotides. Its product is annotated as transcription termination factor 4, mitochondrial-like. The transcript is spliced from 2 exons. The record is from RefSeq and is a predicted model, not a curated record. NCBI's taxonomy places the organism in Eukaryota, Metazoa, Chordata, Actinopteri, Syngnathiformes, Syngnathidae. The coding region runs from base 530 to 934 and encodes 134 amino acids.
UGUCAUUGUUAGUUUGGUAAAUUACAGCGUGCUGGGUCACCGGCAUACCCCACUGGACUCCCGUUGAGACGAUGGCUGGAGGAGUGACUCCCUCAUCCGUCUCGUUCAUCACUUUGGCUCGAGCGGGAGAGGAAACAUCUGCAAGACGCCCCGACAUCAAAAUGUGACGACGAGGGAGGAUCGGACACGAGCGGCCUCAGCCGGCGAGGCUCAUCAACUCCGCUAAUGGGCCGUGGAAACUCGCAUUUUGGACGAUCAUUCGGCGUAAUGAGGUUUUUCAUAAAGGACUGCACGGAUUCUACCUGCCUGGGUAGACUUUAGUUUACAAUUUAGGAGCGAAAUGGACAUUACACUUAUUGGUUGUAGAUAGAGUAUAUUGUAGUGUCCUGGAAGAGUUAGAGCUGCAAGGACUUCUGGGUAUGUGUGCGGUUGUCUUUAUGUUGUGUUACAGUGCGGAUGUUCUGCCGAAAUGUGUUUGUCAUUCUUGUUUGUGUCAACGCGUGGACUAUGAGGUGGUUGUUUUCCCGAGAUGCAAGUGAACUUGGACCGUAGAUGGCGUGAAGGUAGAGACAUUGUGGAGAGGCGGAGCCAACGGGCCGACAGCGUGCCCUGCCCAAGAUGGCGGCAAGGAGGUGGAGGAUGCUUGAAGCGGAGAGGCGGGGCUUGCUGGGAGCAAUGCCUCCACAAUCUAAAUCAGGUGCGUGGCACACACACCUGCACACAAUUAACUCAUCAACUCCUGCUGUAUAAAAGGGGAGUAGGAGGAGAGAUCAGAGAAGGAGUUGGAGUGUCCGCAGUGCGCGAAGAGCAAGAGCGGCAGAAAGCAGAAGACGACGACGACGACGACGACGACGACGACGACGACGACGACGACGACGACGACGACGACGACGACGACGACGACGACGACGACGACGACGACGGCGGCGGCUGAAAAACAACCGGCGAACAAGCAGUGGAGGAAGGAGCUGAAAAGCGAUCCAAACUGCAGCCAAGC